CCCGUAAUACCGCUCGUGUACUCUCGCCAAAACGACUUGUAAACCUGAGCUGAGCCCCAUCGGGAGGCUCCGGCUCAUCAUGACACCGCAUCUGGCAACCUGUCUCUCCCCGUUCCUUUCCCGUGCGUCACGCCCGUUACCCGCCCAUCACGUCGCUAUCACGUCGUUUACAUCGCUGUCGCUGUCGCCACCGCUCUCCCCCUUUUCCUCACGUAUUCCGCUUUUGCUGGGCAGCCAAUGAGUCGCCGCCGUGGUCUCUCGAAGCGUAGCCAUGUCGAAUAUGGCCCAGGCUUUGGUGGAAUCGCUCGCAAGGCCAAGAACUUGCCCAUCAACAAGACGUCGAAACAGUUGUCGGACGCGCGUCAGGCCUUCGAAGAACAGCUCCAGGGUGAGUUACAUUACACUCUUCUCAUUUCAUAUAAUCUUUCCUCAGCUCUGAGCUAUAUUCAACGAGAGGAAAUCAUGGCGCCGUCCUCAUCAACACAAGAUGUGGACAUGGACUACGGAGGCGGAGUAGGCGUGGGAGAUGGCGACUGGGAGGACGAUGAGGUUUUCUACCAUACGCUCCCUCCUGGGGAAGAGGGUGCAUGGACCAGUGCGGGUGAUGAGGACGUGUGGACAAAGGUUGCCGAUGGAAUGCGCCCUGGUCGGGGGGACCCUCGGAUACGCAGUCAUCGCGUCCAGCAGAUGAUCAACGCCUGGAAUCUGCACAUGAACGAGCUCGUGGAUUCGUACCUCAUCUGGGCAGAGUCACGGUCUCAGAGUGGAGUUGGUGGGGAGUCAAGCGAAGUCGGCUCGGGUACGGGUUCGGUUUGGCCUCUACGAGUACUGGGGUUUGAUGUGUCGACAACUCUUCUCUUCACGCACGCUCCGGGGGCCUCCAGUCCCAAUGAGGCUCUAUUACGACGGGGUUACAUUGGAGGCAGUCCAGAUUCACCAACCAUAGCGUUCUCUACACGUACAUUCGAGAUCUAUCGCCAAAUACAUCGUGUCACUCCCCGAUUCACCGUUGAUUCACUGGCAAGGGUAUUGAACUAUCUACAUCAGGUUCCCCGACGUCGAUAUCUGCAAGAACAGCUUACAACAGCAUAUGAUGCAUACCUCGAGAUUCUUCGCAAGGUGGAUGAUCGUAUAGCGGCAACUUUGAAUCGAGAUGCAGAGUGGGAAGUCAGGAAUGUCUGCCCCCCAUGCUUCUACAAGCUUGAAGCCGAACCCAAACUCCGGUAUAGCUCGUUCAUGAGUGUCGACGGCAACAUGUCCUUGAAGCUUGUCGACACCACGUUUCGGGCCGGAAAUCCCCGCUUCGACGCUCGGCAGUCAGCCUCAUGGCGGUGGCUCACAACGGCACAGGUUGAUCUGUUCAAAGAUGAGGUCAAGAAUUCAGAGGCUCGGAAGUCGAAACCGAAACUAGGCCAGCCAGGAACUGCCAAGCCAUCUGUCACAAAUGACAGCUCAGCCAACGGCGAUCACGCGUCAAAUCAACAGUCACCGACAGACGAGGCUGACGAGGAUAUUGCGUGGCUCAGCCUAAAUGAGCUCGACGAGGCUGACAUUCAAAAAUUGGAGGAGAGUGCUAAUGUUUGCGUCGAGCGAUGGAAGGCUGCAGGACCAGAAGCCCGCAAGAAGAUGUUUGCCCUCUUUGCCGUUUCGGGCAUCUUCUUGGCGGUGUGUCGCCAUGGGCAUGUUCUCAUCAUGUGUGAUAUGAUACGGAGCGGCGAAUUGAUGAAAUAUCCUCUCGCCAUCGUCAAGCAUUUGAUGGACACGUAUGGUGCAGAUAUCGGUCUAGGCUACGACAUCAUGUGCGCCUUCUUCAAGACCCUUCUCCGAAGCUCGCUGGGUGGAAGGGUAGUUGCCAUGCGCUUACGUGGCAUUGUGCCGGCUUUCCAUGGGCAUGCUCAUAACCGGGAGUGUCAACUCGGGUGGCAUCCUAUGUACAUUGAGGGUGUUGGACUGGAGGAUUUCGAGGAGUGCGAGCGCACAUUCUGCCAAUCCAAUCAUCUUGCUAGCUGCACCCGACUUGCCACACCUUUUCAUCGACAGCAACAAAUCGACGAGCAUUUCUUAUUCCAUGAUCUGGACAAGCAUGCUUCUUCCGGAAGCUUCAUCUUUGAGAAUUACCGACAAGCGGUAGAGAAGAUCACUGAUCACCGCGUACGCCUUGCAGAGCUCGAACGAGUACUCAAGACUAGGGCCAUAGACUACGAAUCUGACCUCCAAGCGGAGCGGGAAUACUUGAAGUCGCUCAAGGAGGAACCAGCCUCAGUCACUGUUGCCGUCGAUUACCUAGAGUUGCUCAGCAAACUCCAUGAUGCCGCUGCUGCAUCGGCCGCUGCUGCUCAGGACUUUGCCAACCUCGACCGUUUAAUCAUCGAAUCCGGCAUCACAAAACAAAAGAUCGCCAACAUUCGUACCCGUUACCGCACAACCCAUAGCCGUCAUCUUUUAGUUGAAGAAGAAGUUUCUCGCUUUGAGCUUGAUCACGGCAUUGAGCAGCGAUGGGACCGGGACUCUGAAGCCUAUCGAGAGGCUCUUGUCACUCUAAGUGAACGCCGUUAUCGUCGGGCCUUGGAUAAGCUGGAAAGACUCGUUGUUCAACGUCUAUUGGAACUAACGAAACUUUCCAUGAGUGGACUUGGUUAUAAGCUUCGAGAGAAGAUCGGCAAAGCUCUCCGCACUCGGGCAGAAGCCAUUCAAAGCGCUAUCACAGAGUAUAAUGCGGCAGCGAAGCUUCUCAAUCCUCCUCGGGAGGAGCUUCAGUGGGCGAAGGUCGUGCAGACUGCAACACUAGCGGAGUUUGAUCUGCUUCGGAACACUCGUCUUGACAUUCGCACACUGCCGUGGACAGCACCUUCUCGUCGUGAAGCCGGUGCCUUGUACUUUGGCAUCAAACGAGCGGAGGAAGAGAUCCAGCGCCUGAAUGUGGAGAUUCGGCGGCUCAUCACAUUCCUCCUUGAUGAGCACGUAGACUUUUCAUGCGCAAUUACUCGGAACCUUUCGUCGAACUCUCCCUUGGCAUCAGAGCUCUCCCGUCGCCUCGAAGGCAAGUCAAGAAUCAGUGCCAGCAUAGUCGAACGCCUCAUCAAGGCCAGCCGUCUUCCUGGUUUCUCAGGAAGUCUGCUUCCCGGGGAUCGAUUGGGACGUGAUCCUUCCCUUCUGCAGUCAUGUCCUAUGCCGGAUUGGGCUCAGAAUCUGCUUGGACUCCAGCAAGUUGUUAUUGAGCUCGAGGAGGAGAACGAUGCAGCAGAGAUUGCUCGGGAGCUUCAGGGUAUCGAUGACGAGCGUGUUGUGGAUCUUAUGGAUCACUUGCAGCUCACUACUCUGGAUGACAACAUGUAGAAUGCCUCUAAUGUGUAGAUUCAAUCGUUUUCAAGUGUUU
Mycena citricolor is the source of this 3376-nucleotide messenger RNA. The record is from the annotation of a GenBank genome assembly. Lineage: Eukaryota; Fungi; Basidiomycota; Agaricomycetes; Agaricales; Mycenaceae.